Drosophila takahashii is the source of this 837-nucleotide messenger RNA. RefSeq names its product serine protease grass. Gene Ontology annotation, biological process: proteolysis. Gene Ontology annotation, molecular function: serine-type endopeptidase activity. NCBI's taxonomy places the organism in Eukaryota, Metazoa, Arthropoda, Insecta, Diptera, Drosophilidae. The record is from RefSeq and is a predicted model, not a curated record.
AUGAGGACAAUAUCGGCUGGGAUUUUCAUUGUCGUCGGCCUGCUUCUGCAGGAUCAGGUGCUCGCCUCCUAUUUUCUGAAUCCAACCUGCGGGAUUUCCUACGAGUCCAAUGUGUCUGUACGGAUAGUUCGCGGAAAAGAAGCCAUAAUAAAAUCAGCUCCAUUUAUGGCCUAUUUGUACUACAACUCCGAACUCUAUUGCGGCGGAACUAUCAUCACCCAAAGAUACGUCUUAACGGCCGCUCACUGUAUGAGAACCUAUCUAAAGGUCCGACUGGGAGAACAUGAUAUUAGAUCGGAUCCCGACUGUCAGAACGGCAAUUGUUCUCCUUCCGUUGAGGAGUUUGACAUUCAGACGGCCACCAAGCAUCGACACUUUAGUAGGACCCUAGCCAACGACAUUGCUCUGCUAAAGCUGAGCAGGAAUAUCAUAUUCAAUGUCCACAUUCAGCCGAUCUGCCUGCUCUUGAAUCCGGCAGCUGCACCUAAUGUAAAUGAGUACCAGGCCUUCGGGUGGGGCCAAACCGCCACCAAUCGAGCAUCCGAUGUGCUCCAGACUACCAAACUAUCCCGCUACGACAACAACUACUGCCGCAUGGUGCUCCCUAUGCCGAUCACCCGGAAUCAGAUUUGUGUGGGGUUCCAGAGUUCGGACACCUGUUCCGGCGACUCCGGUGGACCUCUGGUGGUCAAAGUAAACUACGAUGGUGUAAUCCGCAACCUUCAGCUGGGCAUCGUAAGCUUUGGCGAAGAUAAGUGUCGCAGUCCGGGGGUCUAUACAUUUGUUCCGAACUACAUUGAUUGGAUACGACAGGUUAUUCUGACAAAUGGAUCUUGA